GCUUCUACCGACUGAUAGCUUUUUACAUUAUCAGUAAAUUUGAGAAUUGUGGAGUGUUUAAUAAUUUUUCAUCUAAGCCUAGUGAAUUUAAGUGUAUUAAUUAAAUAUGUCAUACCCUAAAUGUAUACAUAAAUAUUUAAGUUUCAAUCCAAGCUCAAAUUUUGACGCAACAAAUAUACCUGCAUCUUUCCAGAAGGGGUAACUUCUCUCUUCAAAUUAAAUGUUUUAUCCAUUCAGUAGAGGAAAAAUCAGAAGAAAAUGUACUACCAGUAUGUCUUAUUCUUAGCAUGGAUCGCUUACAUGCUGAUAUGCAGUAUACUGCUAUUUACAAGGGGAUUUUUGCUGAACCGUCAGGUGCUGCCCAGCAAGUCGUCUUGUGCUCCUGUGGAGCCCUCGUGUUCGAAUCGUUUUGCGGAAUGUCUCAGUUCUCCUCUUGCCAAGAGCACAGGGGCCAUGGAGCAAAAGUGCCUUCUUGAAGAUCGGAAAGCUAUAAUUAUCCUCAUUGAUGCAUUGCGCUUUGAUUUCCUUGCUCCUCAACCGCACCUGAAUCAAACAUUUCACAACCAUAUACCUGUCGUUGGUAAGCUUCUAGUAGAGAAACCAGACAAUGCUCGGCUCUUUGAGUUUAUUGCAGAUCCGCCUACAACAACCAUGCAGAGACUAAAAGGUCUAACAACAGGAAGCCUGCCUACAUUCAUUGACAUCAGCUCAAAUUUUGCCAGUGCUGAAAUUGAUGAGGACAAUAUCAUCGACCAACUUGUCACAUCUCAGAAACCAGUCAUUUUCAUGGGGGAUGACACAUGGAUCAAUGCCUUUCCCAAUAGAUUUCAUCGGCAGCGCCCUUUUCCGUCGUUUAACGUCUGGGACCUAGACUCAGUUGAUACUGGUAUAAGAACGCAUCUCGUACCUGAAAUGAAAAACUCAGAUUGGAGGCUAUUAAUCGCUCAUUUUGUUGGCGUUGAUCACUGCGGACACCGCUAUGGCCCAUACCAUCCUGAAAUGGUUCGCAAGUUAACAGAAAUGAACAGUGUCAUUGAAGAAACAAUUCAAGCAAUGGACAAUAACACAGUACUGUUCGUCUUGGGAGAUCAUGGAAUGACUGCAACUGGUGACCAUGGAGGUGACAGUGAUGGAGAAGUAAAAUCAGCUAUGUUUGUAUACUCACCAAAGACACCCCUGAUGAAAACUUCUAAGAUCAGCCGAACUUCUAUCAAGCAAAUUGACCUCGUACCAACACUAGCAGCUAUAUUCGGAGUUCCUAUUCCAUUCUCGAACCUUGGCUCGGUAGUCUUUGAGUCUUUACCUAUCCCCAAACAGCCCGAGUCGCUUAAUUUCUUCAAACUGUUUCACAGCUGGAACAAUGUUAAACAAGUUACCACCUACAUUAAAGCUUACGCAAAAAACAGCAAGUUCUCCGCUCAAAAAUUUGAUACUCUUGAAAUUAGUUUUGAAAAAAUACAAGAUAAAAUAAUUCAUCUAGACCUAUUUAACAGCGUUGAAAUUAAUAGCAUUCUUCAUGAGAGUCAGAUGUAUUUAGAGGUGAUCGGUCAAAUGUGCAGGGAGUUAUGGGUUCAGUUUGAUGCAAACUCGAUGUCUCGUGGUCUGGUUCUUACAUUCCUCACCCUUUCAUUUGCAUUAUUUGUCACGGAAGGACUAAGUUUUGAUAAAUUUACCCAAGUUUUCACCUUUGGCUUCUUUAUGACAAGAUUGGGUCUAGUUUUUGUGUCUGUUUUGUCCCUCAUUGCUCUAAAACAUGCAAAUCUGCUGGACAUCCCCAAUGUUGAACUGGCAGUGUAUUUUGUGUCUACAACGCUAUCCAUUCUAUUGUUAGCUAUGGUUAUUGUCCAGAAUUGGGUUGAAAUCUGUCAAACUUGGUACAAGAGUAAGAGAAACAUGAUGCACAUUUGUUAUCGGUUCAUUUUCAUUCUCAGUAGUUUGACCAUGUUUUCAAAUAGUUUUGUGGUCGAAGAGUAUUCGAUAAUAUUGUUUUUAUCUUUAUCCCUCCUCUCCUUAUUUCUGUGGGAGAACCGCAACAAAUUCACUUCAAUCUUCGAGUCGAGCAAGAAGCCUCGACCAUUUGUUUCAAGUCCAUUGUUCAAAAGUCUGAUGCUCCUAAUAGGUAUAUCUAUUGUUUUAAGAUUAGGUUUCAAUUUCAAUAAGUGCCGCGAAGAGCAAGGAUGGUGUCUGGCCGGUAUUGAGAACGCGGCAUCCAAAGACAGCUUGUUCUUUUCAAAGACCACACAAUGUGUGAUCUCUAUCGUCUCCCUUGUUAUUUUUAUUGUAAUAGUCCGUAACUAUUUGAAGAUGUUUGGAAAUUUUACAGGAUUCUCACCAACGGUGCUUUUAUCUCAGUACCUUCCCACAAUUAUUGUUAUUUGUCUGAGUGGCUAUUGGCUGUCCGAAUCCACUCCUCUUGCAAAACGGAGGAAACUCGUCCCGCCCUGGCACCUUCUCAUGUUGCCGCGGAUAGUGUUCUCUUUGUUGGGCUUGUAUCUAGUCGUUCUGUUCUUUCAUCCCACCAGUAUUCAUUACCUAAAAAAUCGGACGAAUUUGUCACUUAACAGUCCGAUUCCUCACUUGUUUCAAGAGCUUAAAAAUUUAAUGAAAUCUGAUGUGACCAAUCACGCUGACAGUAAUCCUAUUAUUUUUGGUCUCGCCACUGUGUAUAGUUCUUCCUUUAUCAAUUUCUCUUCCAUUCUCUGCUUACUGUCAGCAAUUCUGUUAGGUUUUACAUACAGUGUUCCUGCCAUUUUCAUGGUCUCUUCAUUGAUCCUCUUUGCUUUUUUCUCAGCUAUCAUACGCAACUCACGGAAAUUAGUUAGCCUGCAACUUUUCAAUGUUGGGUGGCCGUAUGUCAUUUUUUGGGGACUCUCCUCAAUAUUUUGGUUUUAUGGAACCGGACACCAGGCAACAUUUCCCAGUAUUAAUUGGAAUGCAGCUUUUAUUGGCAUUAGUUCCUUAGAUGGCAUUUACAUCUACCUCUCAGCAUUACUGGUCACUGGGAAUACCUUCAUAUCUUACAUUGUACAUGCUGCUCUCUUGCCGUUAUUACUCAUAAUUCCAUUCACACUAGAGGUCACUUUUCCAAGCGCCUUAAGUUCGAAUGAUGGCACCAACUCAUCGAUCAGGAAAGGAGAUGUUACUUUAUUUGAAAAUGAACCAGUUUUGUAUCACUCGGUUUUUAGCUUAUGCUGCAAGUACAUGAUUUUCCAUGGUUUUCGGGUCUUCAUGAGUAUGUUCGCUGCGGUGAUACACAGUCGGCAUUUGAUGGUGUGGAAGAUCUUUGCACCAAAAUUCAUGUUUGAAGGACUCUCUUUCAUCUUCUUCACCAUCCCUUCACUUUUUGUAGGGUUUUUUCUAGUCAUCAGGAUUACCAACAAAAUUGAACAGAUUUUAAAGCAGAUUGAUUCUGGCUGACAUGCAAUUUUCUUUUACUUGCUUAGUGUUGUUUUUGUUAAAUUUGUUAAUACUUGUA
This is a messenger RNA of Bemisia tabaci, 3475 nucleotides long. RefSeq names its product phosphatidylinositol glycan anchor biosynthesis class O (gene PIG-O). Gene Ontology annotation, molecular function: mannose-ethanolamine phosphotransferase activity. NCBI's taxonomy places the organism in Eukaryota, Metazoa, Arthropoda, Insecta, Hemiptera, Aleyrodidae. The record is from RefSeq and is a predicted model, not a curated record. Gene Ontology annotation, cellular component: endoplasmic reticulum membrane. Gene Ontology annotation, biological process: GPI anchor biosynthetic process.